Messenger RNA from Eublepharis macularius, 1886 nucleotides. It is a transcript of the gene STK38, whose product is annotated as serine/threonine kinase 38. The coding region runs from base 154 to 1551 and encodes 465 amino acids. The transcript has 14 exons. Gene Ontology annotation, biological process: intracellular signal transduction; peptidyl-serine phosphorylation. Gene Ontology annotation, molecular function: protein serine/threonine kinase activity; ATP binding. The record is from RefSeq and is a predicted model, not a curated record. Lineage: Eukaryota; Metazoa; Chordata; Lepidosauria; Squamata; Eublepharidae.
AGGCGGUCGUUUUUCUUUGGGUGAGGGGAUGAGGCGAAGGGGCGGGGCUAGGCCUUGGGGAGCAAAUUGGUCUCCUGUAUUCGCGAGCUUCAGAGGGAAUUAGGUGACGGGACGUCGGUUGAUGCUCCUUUGCGGCACGAGGGGGCUGUAAUCAUGGCAAUGACUGGUCCAGCACCUUGCUCAUCCAUGAGCAAUCAUACUAAGGAACGAGUUACAAUGACAAAAGUGACUCUAGAAAAUUUCUACAGCAAUCUGAUUGCACAGCAUGAAGAACGGGAAAUGAGACAAAAGAAAUUAGAAAAAGUGAUGGAGGAAGAAGGCUUAAAAGAUGAAGAGAAAAAAAUCAGGAGGUCAGCACAUGCCCGGAAAGAAACAGAGUUUCUGCGCCUAAAAAGGACAAGACUUGGGUUGGAAGAUUUUGAGUCUUUAAAAGUGAUAGGCAGAGGAGCAUUUGGAGAGGUACGGCUUGUUCAGAAGAAAGAUACAGGUCAUGUAUAUGCAAUGAAAAUCUUACGCAAAGCAGACAUGCUUGAAAAAGAACAGGUUGGCCAUAUCCGGGCAGAGCGUGACAUACUAGUGGAGGCAGACAGUUUGUGGGUUGUAAAAAUGUUCUAUAGCUUUCAGGAUAAGCUAAACCUCUACUUAAUAAUGGAGUUCCUGCCUGGAGGUGAUAUGAUGACAUUAUUGAUGAAAAAAGAUACCCUAACAGAAGAGGAGACUCAGUUUUAUAUUGCAGAGACUGUACUAGCUAUUGAUUCAAUUCAUCAGUUGGGUUUUAUUCAUCGUGACAUCAAGCCAGAUAACCUCCUUUUGGACAGUAAAGGGCAUGUGAAGCUUUCAGAUUUUGGUCUCUGCACUGGUCUAAAGAAAGCUCAUAGAACCGAGUUCUAUAGAAAUUUGAGCCACAGUCUUCCCAGCGACUUCACUUUUCAGAAUAUGAAUUCCAAAAGGAAAGCAGAGACUUGGAAAAGAAACAGACGGCAGUUGGCCUUCUCUACUGUAGGAACUCCAGAUUAUAUUGCUCCAGAGGUUUUCAUGCAGACUGGCUACAAUAAGCUUUGUGACUGGUGGUCACUUGGAGUCAUUAUGUACGAGAUGCUAAUUGGUUAUCCUCCUUUCUGCUCAGAGACUCCUCAAGAAACAUAUAAGAAAGUGAUGAAUUGGAAAGAGACUCUGAUAUUCCCUCCAGAGGUUCCAAUCUCUGAAAGAGCUAAAGAUCUUAUUCUAAGAUUUUGCUGUGAAUGGGAACAUCGAAUUGGUGCUCCAGGUAUUGAAGAAAUCAAAACAAACCCUUUUUUUGAAGCGGUGGACUGGGAGCAUAUCAGGGAGAGACCUGCUGCAAUAUCAAUAGAGAUCAAAAGUAUUGAUGAUACUUCAAACUUCGAUGAAUUUCCAGAAUCUGAUAUCCUUAAACCUGCAGUGACUACAAGUAACCAUCCGGAGACAGACUACAAGAAUAAAGACUGGGUCUUUAUCAAUUACACAUACAAGCGUUUUGAGGGCUUGACAGCUCGAGGGGCAAUUCCAUCCUACAUGAAAGCAGGAAAGUAGUGACUCAUAACAAAACUAUUUCUGAGCUUUGGUUCUUCCUUGUCAGUACAAAUUCUUUUUCUACCCUUUACAAAUUAAACCCAAGGACUGUGAACUCAAAGAGUGCAAGAUAACAUCUUUAUGCACUGUUUACAAAAAAAAAAGGAUUUAUCCAUGGGAAUAUGUCCACGAAUGGUAAUUGUGGCCUGCCUUUGCAAGAUUUAUUGUGGAUAUAAGGUUCUUCUGGCUUUAGUUAACAUUCUGGAGACUGCUUCAUCAACAAGGAGGAAAGAGUGAACUUUACUAAUGCUGCAAAGCAUAGCAUAAUUUGUGUGUGUGUGUGUGUGUGUGUGUGU